This is a messenger RNA of Pseudophryne corroboree (corroboree frog), 4775 nucleotides long. RefSeq names its product BLM RecQ like helicase (gene BLM). Gene Ontology annotation, cellular component: nucleus; chromosome; cytoplasm. Gene Ontology annotation, molecular function: DNA binding; ATP binding; four-way junction helicase activity. Gene Ontology annotation, biological process: DNA replication; telomere maintenance; double-strand break repair via homologous recombination. Lineage: Eukaryota; Metazoa; Chordata; Amphibia; Anura; Myobatrachidae. Bases 593 to 4666 code for a protein of 1357 amino acids. The record is from RefSeq and is a predicted model, not a curated record. The transcript is spliced from 22 exons.
AUCUGAGGAGCUUUCGCUCUGGUCAGGCAGCGUUAGCUCCGCCUCCUCAUCAAACCGCACCUCCUGGCCUCAGACUGCUUGCUAUUGGUCUAGGUGGAGUGAGUCUGUCAAUCAUUCCAGCGAUGACACAGAGGGAGGAUAGGCUGGCAACCGGGUCCCGGACCCGAACAUUGAGGUCUGCUGCUCAGCUCUGGCGUCGUCGUGCAUGUUGCAGCUGUGUAUCUGAGCGCGCCUGACACGGUAAGCGGAGUGCUGCCCCGUCCCCUCCUCUCUCCCUCUGAUAAUGCCAGUGCCGAGUGCUGGCCCCGCCCCCUACCUGUAUGCCUUCUAAAUUGAUUUCCGCCUCCCGGUGACGGGGAAAUGGGACUCUGAUACGUCAUCGCCCGGCGCUGUUUCCAAGCCGCGUUACUAAGGGCCUGGUCGCAGUUUUGUUGACGUCCGAGCAUUCGACUGGAAUCGGCGCGAAAACACAGGGAGGGAGACUGGAUCUGUCCGUGUGACUGGAGCGGGGCAGCAGGUGACAGCGGGAGGAGCGGAGGCGCCGGAAUGGGGAUCCGUCAUAGACUGACAGGCGAGACUCUGCUAUAACAGUAUGGCUGCUCUGCCGCAAAACAAUCUCCAGAAGCAGCUGGAACUGUUCUCUACUAAGGUGACUGGGAACAAGCUCUCACUGCAUAAGUCUAAACCUAGUGUUUUUACAUUUAAAAAGAGAAGUUCCCCUGAUGGAUCCGUGUCUACUAGUUCAAUUCAGACAAAGCAGCAAUUGUCACAAAAAGAUAAAAAUGUUAAUAUUGCGCAAGAAGUGCAUUUCUCGAAAAACCACCUAACAUCUUCAAACUUCAAGAAAAAUGGCAUAGUCAAGGGAGUCUUCUCUCCAGUCUGCAUACAGUCAUCACUUGCUUGUCCAUCACUGAUCUCUGAGAAACUUAUUCUGGCAAAUGGCCACAAGACCAGUGAGCAUAUUGCACAAGAAAACCCUUGUCCCAAGAAAACAGACUGCAAUUCCUCUCUCAGCUCUGUUAUCAGCCUGGAGGAAUGGGAUGAUAUGAAUGAUUUUGACACAGAUGUGUCUCCUCCCAAGAGUCAGAUUAGGAAAUGUGGUAGAACACCACAGAAAUGCAGUGAAACACAAACUGUGAUUUCUCCCAAAUCGCCAUACCUUGAAAUAGCACCCUCCAUAAACACAGAGAAUGUCAAGAACUCUAAUGCAAAUAAGUUUGUGGCUAAUCCGUUGGACAGUGUCCUUACUGAAGUUAGUAUGGAUUCUGUUGUGUGUACAGAUGAAUGCACGAAAGAUGCCAAUGUAGAAAUAUAUGAUGGAGACCUUGAUUCAGAAACCACAGAAGGGAUAAAAACAAUAAUAGAGGAUGAGUUUGAUGCUGAUUUUAUUCCACCCUCUCCAUCAAAUAGCAGUGUGUCAUCUCCACCAGUGCUCAGAGGUAUUUGUUCAUUGAAGAAAUUGUCAGUUUCCUCUGGGACAGAAAAAGAGAGUGCUCCUGAAGUUCUGGCCGAGCAGUGCGUCUCCUCGCAGGCAGGGUGCAAUGUGUCCCCUGAGCUCUGGACAAUGAUGUCAAAGAUCUGUGACUUAGUCGAUAAGAUUCCAUUGUCUGAGCUGCAGCUGCUGACUUGUGGGAAGGAGCUUCAGAAGCAGAGGGAAAUGCGCAGAAAACAUUUUUUGUCAAGUGACUCGGUGUUGAAAACUUCGGCUGUAGGAUUACCUGUGUUCUCCCCAUGCCCAUCUUCUACCAAAACAAGUGAUUCUUCACAGAUCUCUUUGCGUACCCCAACUGUAGAUACUUCAUGUCAAGGACCGUUGGGGAAUGUUUUUAGAUUUAACUCAUUUGCUGCUACAGACAAGCUAAAAGCAAAAAGCCAAGAAAGUUCUGUGGAUGUAGGCACCAAGUGUGGGCCCCAAACGCAGCCUAAAACACAGUUUUCCUUUAAACUGUCUGACUCCACUAUAAAAGAUUCAUCCAGUCUCCAGGACUCUGUUUUCACUGUUAGCCAAUUCAACACACCACACAAUGAGAAACCAAUUACUUCCAGCACAUGUGCCAGACCUUCUAUUCAUCCCCCAAAGACAUUGAACAAUGAUGAUGACCUAGACUUUAAUAUUGACAACUUUGAUAUUGAAGACUUUGAUGAUGAUAUCCAGUGCAUAGACAGCCCUAUAGCACCACCUGUUGGCAAAACUGUACCAUCACCAUAUCCUACGAUAAGGGAAGCACCUUCAGUUAAAAAGUGCAGCAGCACAGCUUCUUUAAAGAGCCCUAUUAGAACCUCUCAUCCUUCUGGUCUAUCAGAUUCCCUUCUAAAGCCCCCACUAGAGAACCCAGCUCACGAGCGUUUCCGGGGCUUCAACUUUCCCCACUCCAAAGAAAUGAUGAAGAUUUUCCACAAAAAGUUUGGGUUACAUCGCUUCCGUACCAACCAGCUGGAAGCUAUAAACGCCUCGCUGUGUGGGGAGGACUGCUUCAUUCUCAUGCCAACAGGUGGAGGGAAGAGUUUGUGUUACCAGCUUCCUGGUUGCCUGUCUCCUGGCGUUACUAUCGUAAUCUCUCCCCUCCGUUCCUUGAUAGUUGACCAGGUUCAGAAGCUAACUUCUCUGGAUAUUCCUGCCACUGCUCUCACAGGGGAUAAGACGGAUUCAGAAGCAUCCAGUAUUUACUUGCAGCUUUCCAAAAAGGAUCCGAUUAUAAAGCUUCUGUAUGUCACGCCGGAGAAGGUAUGUGCGAGUGCCAGGGUUAUCACCACAAUGGAAAAUCUGUACGAGCGUAAGCUGUUGGCAAGAUUUGUCAUUGACGAGGCUCACUGUGUAAGCCAGUGGGGUCAUGAUUUCCGGCCAGACUACAAGAGGCUGAACAUGUUGCGUCAAAAAUUUCCUUCUGUUCCAAUGAUGGCUCUCACUGCAACUGCGAAUCCACGUGUACAGAAAGACAUUCUGAACCAGCUAAAGAUGACCAAGCCUCAGAUAUUUUCAAUGAGUUUCAACAGGGUCAAUCUCAAAUAUGAAGUUUUGCCAAAGAAGCCGAAGAAGGUUGCUCAGGACUGUGUGGAGUGGAUCAAGAAAAAUCAUCCCAAUGAAUCUGGGAUAAUUUAUUGCCUCUCCCGACAUGAGUGUGACACUGUGGCUGACACCCUGCAGAAGGAGGGCCUGGCUGCUCUGGCUUAUCAUGCUGGGCUCAGCGACUCUAACAGAGACUAUGUACAACAGAAGUGGAUCAAUCAGGAUGGCUGUCAGGUGAUUUGCGCUACUAUUGCGUUUGGAAUGGGCAUUGAUAAGCCAGAUGUGAGAUACGUCAUUCACGCCACUCUUCCUAAGUCUGUGGAGGGAUAUUACCAAGAGUCUGGUAGAGCUGGCAGAGACGGUGAGAUGUCCCACUGCCUCCUGUUCUACAGCUACAGUGACGUAACGAGAAUCCGAAGGCUGAUACAGAUGGAAAAGGAUGGUAACAGUCAGACGAAGCAGACACAUUUUAACAACCUAUACAGCAUGGUGCAUUACUGCGAGAAUGUGCUGGAGUGUCGUCGGAUGCAGCUUCUGGCUUACUUUGGGGAGCAUACAUUUAAUCCGAAAUUCUGCAAGGAGAACCAGAGAGUGGCAUGUGACAACUGCUGCAGGACAACGCAAUACAAGUCCAGAGACGUGACAGAUGAGGUGAAGAACAUUGUUAGGUUUGUCCAGGAGCACUGCUCCUCCGGUAAUGGGAGAGGGAAGAAUGCCAAAAGCCGGCUAACUAUCAACAUGAUGGUGGAUAUAUUUCUUGGUAGUAAAACUUCAAAGAUCCAGACUGGUAUAUAUGGAAAGGGAACAAAUUACUCAAGGCACAAUGCUGAGCGAUUAUUCCGAAAACUGAUUCUGGAAAGGAUCCUGGAUGAAGAACUAUAUAUUACAGUGAAUGACCAGGCAGUGGCAUAUAUUAAAAUUGGAGAGCGGGCUCAGACUGUGUUAAGCGGAUUCUCAAAGAUUGAGUUCCAGGACACAGAAAAUGCCAGCAGCCUAAGAAAGCAGAAAACCUCUGUAAUGGCUAGUACUUCAAAGAGGGAGGAGAUGGUCAAGAAAUGUCAGGCCGAGGUUACUGAGCUCUGUAAACGUCUUGGCAAAAUCUUUGGUGUUCAUUACUUCAAUAUAUUCAACACAGCAACCAUACGGAGGAUUGCAGAAUCUUUGUCUCCAGAACCUGAUGUAUUACUGCAGAUUGAUGGAGUCACAGAAGAUAAGCUAGAGAAAUAUGGUGCAGAACUGAUAGAUGUUCUCCAGAAAUACUCAGAGUGGACGCUUCCAGUCGAAGACAUUUCCCAGAAGUCCACUGGGUCCACAAGCCACACUACAAGGAAUUAUGAUACUGAUGAGGAAGAUAGAAGUGGAACUUCCUCUUACUUCAGUUCUAAUAGAAAAACUAGCACAAAGAGGAAAAAUGCUCCUUACUUCCGGAAAUCCAAGAAAAGAAAGACUGGAGGUGAUGGUCAGCAUUCUCGCUCCAAAAGUGGUAACAAUGCUACAUACAACAGGAACAGUGCUUCUUCUGCUAAACCAUCCAGUGGGUAUAACUGUGAUUACAACAGUGGAUCUAAGCCAGGUGCAGUGAAAAAACCUGGGUUCAUGGCACCCCCGAUGCCCCAGAACAAUCGUCGUUUCCUGAAACCCUCCUACACUUUUCUUUGAUAUGGACAUUGCUACAAAACAAGUUAUUUUUGUAUUAAAUUAUUGUACUUUUUUUUUGUUUUUUAUAGAUCCAAUAAUCGAAUGCUAAAUAAAUGUUUUAUCCUGUUAA